Molecule: messenger RNA, 1694 nt
Organism: Topomyia yanbarensis
Lineage: Eukaryota; Metazoa; Arthropoda; Insecta; Diptera; Culicidae
Gene: Fsn
Product: F-box/SPRY domain-containing protein 1
Exons: 4
Coding region: 183-959 (258 amino acids)
Biological process (GO): synapse assembly involved in innervation; proteasome-mediated ubiquitin-dependent protein catabolic process
Cellular component (GO): synapse; SCF ubiquitin ligase complex
Molecular function (GO): protein binding
Source: RefSeq, a predicted model, not a curated record
GAAACAGCUGUCAAAACAGAAAGGUGAAAAAAGUUCAAUGCAAAUGUUUAGCUGAAAACUUUUUGUGUUUAGUGCUGCAGAUACGGGAGAGAAAAAGAAAAACGCAGUGACAACUGAAUAAUUUAGACCCUCGGCUAGCCUGCUGCCCGAAGCUGGACCAUAUACCGCCGCUUCCGCUAUAAAUGGAUGACGAUCUCACCGAGUACGCACCGGACAUCCCGGAUAAUGUGCUGGAGCUGAUUUUCUCCUACCUGAAGCUGCAGGAUUUGCGAAACUGUUCGCUGGUGUGCAAGAGCUGGAAUCGAUUCCUAAACGACGAGAACAAUGAGGUGUGGCGAGCGCAAUGCAUGCAGAAACUGUCGCCGGAUGCUUUCAAGACCGAUCUACUGUCGGUCGUGCCGAGCUACAAAUCAAAGCUAAGGGCUUUCUAUCACGCCUGGAAUCCGUACGAUUGCAGUCGACAUGUUUACAUCAAACCGAAUGGCUUCACGCUGCACAGAAAUCCAGUAGCACAGAGUACGGACGGUUCUCGUGGGAAAAUCGGUUUCCAGCAUGGAAGGCAUGCGUGGGAGGUCAGAUGGGAGGGUCCGCUGGGUACGGUAGCUGUCGUUGGGAUUGCUACCAAGGAUGCUGCAAUACAAUGCCAUGGAUAUUAUGCUUUACUGGGGGCCGACGAUCAAAGUUGGGGCUGGAAUUUGGUAGACAAUCUGUUGUUGCACAACGGUGAUGCGCACGGGAUCUAUCCGCUGCUCAACAAUGCCCCCAAAUAUAAGGUUGGCGAGAGAAUUCGUGUGAUUCUGGACUGCGACGAUAAUACGCUAUCUUUCGAGAAGAAUUACGAGUUUUUAGGAGUAGCCUUUACAGACCUACCGGACAAGGUGUUUUAUCCGACGGUUGCAGCAGUGUACGGAAAUACGGAGAUUUCGAUGGUUUAUCUUGGCCCUCCGCUUGAUGGCUAGAUACACUUAUUGGUAGGAUAUACCCCGGGUAUGGCAGGACUUACCCGCCUUUCGAUUCAGCGCGAUUCGACUGUAGCGAAUAGUAAAUGUUUAGCGUCCACCACGUGCCGCUACUCUACAUAAAUCACACACUCUCUCUAUAUAUCUCCGGUGCUUUUCUGCCACUGCAGAUUGGUUAAAAAAAACCAACAACUGAAAAACACAAUCUUCUGCUAGUAGAAAGAAGGUUUAUAUCACACUUUUUGAUGUGUAACGGAUAAGAGAAACGGCAAGAUUAUGUUUGUUAAUUUUUUUGUUGAUCGCCAUAUGAGUAUUAGCAUUGACCAUUCCAUGUAUUGAUUCCUAGGUUGUGCAUAGUAUUUUUAAAUUUAAUUUAUUUCGUUAGUCUUAGGUAGGAUUUUGAGGCUUUAUUAUUUAUUUCUUAUUUAUUUUACAUUACCCUAAGGAAAAAAGACCAUUUAUGUUACUAGUAAACCAAAGAACGCCAUUUGCAUUUAUAGAUAAAUAUUAUUGGCUGAUGUAUCUAACCGAAGACAAGUUACUAUAUAUACACAGACACACGGAGAUAGACACAGCAAUAGUCACACUGUUAGCUUCGAAUGCGGGAAGCGAAACAAAAUAUGCUAUGGAAAACGAGAAAGAAUUACUCCAAUUGUGAACUGACAGAAAAUCCAAUCAAGAAAAGUCAAUGAAAUAUAAGCGCGAAAAAAAAACCGUGGCGACGUUUCCCCUGAA